Fulvia fulva is the source of this 3117-nucleotide messenger RNA. RefSeq lists its product as uncharacterized. NCBI's taxonomy places the organism in Eukaryota, Fungi, Ascomycota, Dothideomycetes, Mycosphaerellales, Mycosphaerellaceae. Gene Ontology annotation, molecular function: protein binding. Bases 1 to 3117 code for a protein of 1038 amino acids. The record is from RefSeq and is a predicted model, not a curated record. The transcript is spliced from 5 exons.
AUGCUUCGGUUCAACCCCGACUUUAUGGACAAGUGCACCGAAUCACUUGUCAUCGUCGCAGUACAGGAGCUCAUUUUUCGCUGCCUUCGCACCAUCGCGCACACCUCGCACCAUUCGUCGGUCGCCCUCGGAGCCAUGCCAGGCAACAUAAUCAAUCUGAAGCCUUCGGAUAUCGCGAAAUGGCCAGCACCCAAUUAUGAGGACCCGCGGACCCGCGGUUGGAUGCCAGCCUACGCUUCAGUCUUCUAUGUAGCCAGUACUCUGAUGGUAGGCACUCGGAUCUGGCUGCGGAGAAGGAAGUACUCCGGCGGCUUUGGCGUUGACGAUGCUCUUCUAAUAUGCAGCUGGGUCUGUGUUACGGCCUUUACUGUCACAGCCAUCGUUAACGCGGAGGCAUAUCAUACGAACAGGCACCUGUGGGACAUACCCAUUGCUAGUUUCCCGGAUCUGGCUAAAGUGACCUGGCUUGCAGAACUGUUCUUUCUGCUCACUGGAUGCUGCGUCAAGGUGUCUGUCCUGCUAUUCUAUCGGCGUCUGGUCGAGAAUACCUGCUCACGGCACUGGGUCUGGGCCGUGGUCUCUGCGAUUACAUGUACCGUGGCAUACACUCUCGCGUUCAUCUUAGCGCUGGUCUUCAACUGCUCACCGAUGGAAGCGUACUGGAAAGGCUUUGACCUAAUGUGGGCCGCCACGGUUGACUAUUCUUGUGUCGAUACGACUGUCAUAAACCUGCUGGCAGGCAUAAUGGCGAUAGUAUCCGACUUGUACGCUGUUGUAUUGCCUUGCAUCAUGUUGAAAGAUCUCAACCUACCGUUCCGCCAGAAGUUAGCACUGAACCUCGUCUUCUCGCUGGGCAUCCUGGUGGUCGCGGCCAGCUCAGUCAGAACAUACUGGCUGUGGAAGUGUGGCCAUACACCGGAUGUGAGCACCGCCAUUUUCAACGUCUUCGUAUGGUCCAUUCUGGAGCUCAAUCUAGGGAUCAUGUGCGCGGCCGCACCCGCUCUGAGAGUCGGUUUCCGUGAAUAUCUCAGCAAGCCUCUCACGCGACUCAAGCAAUCGGUGAAAUCAGCGACAUCGUUGUCUCGGAACCGGCGGUUUUCCAAAGGUGACCAAGUCAACAUACGGCGUGCAGAUAAUCCUGGAGACCUCCGCAAAGGCCAGUACGAGUCGAAGCAUGCUCCAGUGGUGUCUCACAGAGAAGAUACGGGCUUCUCCAGUCCAACGCUGGUUAUUGACGGCAGCAAUAUGUCCAAGUCACCUACAUCGCCAUAUUGGGAGAGAAGCGACUUGGUCCAAAGCCCGAUGCAGUACGAGAGGCACGAUGUCUAUGACAUGGAGAAAUAUCGAAGGCCUUCUAUCUUACCGUCGCGCUACUCUCCCGAGACGACGGAACGAUCGGAUCAUCGCCCUGGCGAUCUUGAGGACAUACGCACCCGCCACCAUUCAUUUCAAUCCACGCGGUCUGAUUUAGGAGACUCCCAAAGGCCGGUGUCGACAGCAGAUCCUCUGCACUUAUUGCCGUCGGAGAUCGUGCUGCGGGUCCUGGACUUCACCUCAGUGUCCACCCUUGCCACGCUGACCCGUCUCGAUGCAGCCUGGCACGACUUCAUAGACAAAACGCAUCAAAAUCACAUAUACUCUCACGCUGGCAAGACGCCCCAUCCCGAUGGAGCCAAGGACUUUUCAUUCCUUGCAGACUCGACAAAGUUCUCCAAGCACUAUCGAAACAUCACAUCAUGGAAGGAGCUAUGCAGAUCGCAGACAAUGCUGGCAAGGAACUGGAACAGCAAAACUCCCGUCACAAGAGAAUCGACGAUCCGUGUUGGAGAUGAUCCCAUCUGGCGAUUUCGGCCUGACUUCAAGCGUCGCUUCUUCCUAUCCACAUCACAUGCAGGCGGCAUGAAGGUCACAGACAUGGACUCUGGUGCUUUGAUCUUCCAACUCAAUCGAGAUACAGUCAGACCCUUCGCUCAUCUUGAGUAUCAAGAUGGAACCGCUGUGUGGGAUCGAGAGGGAGACGUCCUCGAAGUGUGGCGAACAGAUGACAAGGGACCACGAGGUACUUUCGAAAGAGUGGCUGUGCUAUCUCAUGACUGGCAGACGCGGGGCUUUCAGCUCUCGUACGACACUCUUUGCGUGGCAUCGUCACAAGGCAAAGGAUAUGUCUACGAGCUGAACGAGACAAUGCCUCCCAUUAAGAAGGAGAUGGACAUUGAGGACGGCGCCAUUGGUCAUCUCGAUCAGGAUGCUGAUGCGAUCGUGUAUUCCAUCGGUGUCAAGGGCUACCACUUUUACGACAAACCUACAGGCCAAUUUCUAGGACAUUUCCAUCCUGAGUUCUGUAAGACUUUCCAUCACGUAAAGCAUCCGGACCCUGGCUCUUGCAGACUGGAUCUCCCGGGCACGAAUCGUGGAAGUCCUCCACGGAGGCCGGCCAAAGAUCGAACGACACCGCUCCUUAUCGAGAAGUGGGAGUACCCACGAGAAUCCAGCGAUCCUUCUCUCGGCGACGAUGAAUGGGGCGCCUGUAUGCUGGAUGGCCAGUUGAUGGCCGGGAUCUCUCGUGGUGGCAGAGUAUUCGUGUGUCCGAACUGGCGAGAAGCUCUGAAAAGCGAGCAAGCUUUUGCUGCCCAUGCCUACAUUGUCGAAUGCGUUACUGCCGAUAUGACGUUCGACCUUGGCGGCUGGCUAUCCGUUCGCAAUCAUCGGGUCAUGUUCGAGAUCCAAGACCAAGUCUACGUGCUUGGCCUGACCGAUAGCGACAAGGUCACGAGCGAUGAAAAGUCGAUUCCGCGACCAUCCUUUGCCUUCGCAACAAGUUUGGAGGCAAGACUUGCUGUCCCAAUCUCGUUCAUGUCUCUUUACGAUGACUGCAUCAUGACCACUUACACCACCAUCUGCUCCCGACCACGACCUCACGAUCUCGCUCCGGCUGCUGGACACGCACAACCAUGGCGAAGAGUCAUGCCGACGAAAGUCGUCCGUGUGUUGAGCUUUGCCGAUCAUGGUGAGGACGACGAUGAAACGAAUGAGACGUCUUCUGGCUCCGAGAAUCAUUCGUAUAUGAGGCAGGAUAUCUAUAGACUGAUACAGAUGCUUGCAGGUGAUCCGGAAUGA